AACAUGAAUGUUCCACUACGGAUUUAAUUUCCGUUACUCCUGACUCUCGGGAUGGUUUUAGCUAGCCGAUGAAUUAAGCUAAUAAUGUAUGUUUGUGUCUCACAAUGUCAACACACUCACGUUUAUAUCUAUAACUUUGAAGGAAUCUGCUGAUAUUGUUGUCUGCCAGAAUGGAACGUGAUAUUUUAGAUGUUCUGGAACAAAUCGGGUAUGACGGACCUCUGCAGGGUGAGGAGACGCUUGUCAAAGCAUGUGAAGGUGGACUGUCAUCGCCUGAGUAUGUCAACCUAUGCAUGUGGUUUAAAUCCCGUCUGAAACCGUUAUGUGACCUGGAAGAGAGCAGUACAUCAGGUUAUGGUGAUACUGAUGGCCUUCAGUUGGAGAUGAGUGGUAUGCUGAAGGAGUUGGAGUGCCCCUAUCAAGGCCUUGUCUCUGGGAUUCUACAGGGAGGGCUGCAGAAUAAAAAAGACCAUCUAAAGAUAGUAUUGUUUUUAGGCUCAGAGGUACAAGCUGCACAGAUAGUGAAGAGCCGACUUGUUGAGGACAAACAACACAAAGACCGAAACGAUCUCCAGGCAAUCUGUGAAACACUGAAGCUCCCACUGCCAAGAAAGCAGGAAGUAGUAGAGCUGUUCUCCAGGAUAGAACAAAAGAUAAACGCAGUGCUUAAAGAGCUUCCAAAGGAUCACAUUGGAAAGCCAGUGCUGAAGAACACUCUCGACAGUGAACAGUGGGAAAGGCUGGAGCAGAUCAACACGGUCCUGUCCUCACAGUAUGAGUGUCGGCGGAGGCUGCUGAUCAAACGUCUGGACGUCACUGUGCAGUCUUUCGGCUGGUCAGACAGAGCCAAGGAGAGAGUUGACUGUAUGGCCAGGGCCUACCAGCCUAAGAGACACUCCCUGGCCCAGAUGUCGUCUGUGGGCAUGGCUCACCUGCUGGCAGCCAGGGAGGACAUCUGCAAUGUGGUGAAGACCAGCAGUGGCUCAAGCAGAGAGAAUACUGCCUGUGCCGUCAAUAAGAUCCUGAUGGGGAGGGUGCCAGAUCGCGGUGGUCGGCCCUCUGAGAUAGAUGCCCCCCUCCCUGAGAUGCCAGCCUGGCAGAAGAGACAAGACGGAGGUUUUGGCGGCCGUGGUGGUGGUGGUCGAGGAGGUGGUGGUAGUUGGGGAGGGGGUAAGGGUGGCUGGCGAGGAGGGGGUGGAGUAGGAGGUGGCGUUGGUUGGGGUCAUGGAGGAAAGAGAGGCCGUUAUCAAUACUAACAACAAUGAUUUAUUUUUGACUGAAAAGCCAAACCGUGUUAACUGAAAACUACUCAUGUGUAGCUGCUUUGCUAAGGGCAACACGGAGGCAUUGUUUAUUUGGAGUGAUGUGGACUUGACUGAGAUUUACAGAAUGCUACUGUAGGAACUCUCCAAAAUAUUUGUCACCCGUUUUUGUGUUAAUUUUCAAUGCUGUUAUGAACUGUGCUGCUGAGAAUCGUUGUAGAAGCAACGAGUCAAACUCACUGACCAUUUUUUAUAGAUUUCUUUUAUUAUUUUGGUAACACUACUUGACACCCAGUGUUAACACAUUAUGACACGGUUAUAAUACUGUCAUGAUGCAUAUAUUUACACCGGUUGUGACAUUGUGUUAUUUUAUUGCUGGUUAUGACACCUACAUAAGUGUCAAAACCCACAUUUAUUCAAAUUAGUUUUUUUCCUGCCAAGAAAUGUCCUUUCAUUUGAAAGUUUCUCUUUAAAUCCUUUGUUUUUGUUUAGUCAUGUAUUUUUUAAUAAAUGUUUUAAUAACUUGAA
Molecule: messenger RNA, 1790 nt
Organism: Salvelinus namaycush (lake trout)
Lineage: Eukaryota; Metazoa; Chordata; Actinopteri; Salmoniformes; Salmonidae
Gene: tslig3b
Product: family with sequence similarity 98 member B
Exons: 8
Coding region: 171-1256 (361 amino acids)
Cellular component (GO): tRNA-splicing ligase complex
Source: RefSeq, a predicted model, not a curated record